ACAAUUUGUGACAAGCAAUGACAAGUGCUGUUGAAACUUUUGCGUGACAUUUUCCGCUCCAAUUUUAUUUAAAUAAUUCAUAAUUCUUUUUUACAAUAAAAUUCUUGCAACAAUUUUUAUAAACAAUUAUAUAUUGUGCAUCGAAGUUAUACGAUGUAAUCAGUGUGAAAUAUUUCGAUAAAUAAUCGAAAGAGAAAGUAAUCCCUUUUUAUAUAAGUGCAAGGAUUAAAUUGAAAAUAUUCUUAAAAGGAGAAUCAUGGAGUCACAUGAAAUGAAUAAUGUAGCUAACAAUAUAGCUUUAAAUGCACAUGCAAUAUUAAAAUCAAGUAUUUUAACAACUAAUGAAGCUGAAAGAUUACAAAAUCUCCAAGAAGAAAAACACUCGAAAUUAACAAUUGGAGCAUUCUUCGAAUUUAUGAGAACUGCAUAUCAAGUUAAUGAUAGUUGUGAAGGUUUGGCUACGAUAUUAAGCGCCAACAGUGAAAUUGAUUGGCAAGAAUUAACAAAGAUUAAUUUAGAUCUAAUACGUGAAAAUAAUAAAGUAACUAAUGAUAAAUUUAAUCUCAAUAAUCAAGAACAACAAUACAAACAUAAUGAUUCUGUACAGGAGUUGUCAUUACAAACAACAAGUAGUAAAGAAACAAAUACAUGUAUAUCAAAUAGUACGAUAAGCUCGCAAUCUUCCGUAGUCUCCUGUAAUACUAUUUAUGAGGCAUGCAAUAAGGAUGACUUUACGCAAGAAUCUAACAGUGUAGAAAGUGUUCCUAAUAAAUGUUUAGAAACAGGAGAUAAUAUCAAAGAAAUAAAUCAGCUGUCAGAAAAUUGUCAAAUUUUCAAUGAGAAGAGGAGAGGUUCACAAUUUAAGGAACAAUUAGAAGAGAAUGAACAUAGUUUAGCAAAAGUCAUGAAGGAAAAUCUAAGAGAUAUUUUACAUGAAGGAUUAUUGGACUCUGUUUUGCCAUAUAUGCUACCGAAAUCCACUCUAUCACAACCAGUUAUUAAAAAAUCUACUGUUGUCACAGAUGUUAAAAAAAAUUCUUCAUUGGGUAAUGUGACUGAGAAUAAAGCAAUAGUUUCAACUCAUAAAGAACGCGAUAAAGAAAAAAAUAAGAUAAACAAGAAAUCAUUAGAGAACGAUGUGGAAAUUCAUGUAUGCGACGAAGAUAAAAAUAUAAAAAAAAAUUUUCGAUGUCCACAAAAACUUCUUAUACAAAAAAUGUGUUAUUUUGCUGAUGUCACAGCAGGGCAAAAACUUGAUGAGAUAGACAUAUCGGUACAUUGUGAUGUUGUUAUCUUUGACUGGCUGAUGAGAUGGGUGAAAAAAGAUAUCAUAAAAAAAUCUGAAUGGCCAGUUCUAGAGGCGAGUAAUGUCAUUCCAAUUAUGGUAUCCGCUUGUUUUCUGCAAAUGGAACCGCUUUUAGAAAAUUGUCUUCAAUAUUGCCAUGACAAUAUGUCAGAUAUUUUGAAGACGUCGACGAUCUUAUCGUGUCUAGACGAUAAUCUUCUUACAAGACUGGCUGAAUUAUUUACAAAUGAAGAUGUUGAAAUGUUAAAGGACAAAAAAGAUAAAAUUCAAAGUCGUUUGUUUUGUAAAUUAAUUAUGUCACUGGUAGAAACUAUUCCAGAUAAUAAAAAGGGUCAUUAUAGUUCAUUGGCUAUGCUGUUUAAAUGUGGGAAAUGCAACAAGAAUGUUAUACAAUCGAUUUCCGAUUUUGUGCCUUGCAUUCCAAGUGCAAUGAAAAUUGAUAACAAGGGAGCUGUUCAUAGUAAACAUGUGAGAGAUCUGACUUGGACAUUAAAUGAUUACAUCAUUACCUUACGAUCAGAGUUGCGCUCCUGGCGCAAAGUUUAUUGGAGAUUGUGGGGAGAUUGCCAUUUCUUGUUCUGCCAGCAGUGCAAUGUGUACUUUCCGAUACAUCAGAUUGACUGGUGCUGUUAUCAUCCAGAAUCUGCACAAUUUUUUGUAAACGAGCAACAGAGGCCUACACCUUUCCCUCUAGGAAGAUAUCCGUGCUGCAGUCAACGUGCCUACAGAUUCGAAGCUUUAUCCAGCCAAGGUGGAUGCAGGUACAAAGAACAUGUACCAGAUAUAAAGAGCGAGAAAGAAUUAAACGUUUUAAAUAUCUUGACAGCGAAUAGAGAAGUAAUAAUUAUCGAACCACCUCAACUUUUUUUCCCGGAGAAGAUUACACGACUGGUGACACGCGAUCCGUCUCUUCGUCCAGGCAAAUUAGUAUGCAAGGAUAUAAUGUGGUGGAAUGGCAUAGAACUCGUGCCACCGAGACCAAAACUUGGCCUGCUCGGAAAGAUUUGGGGAAAUUCGGGGCUCCGUCGAUUGCUUCAAGCGCAAGAUUCGCAAAAAUCUUUACAGAAACUUCGUCGACAGAUUUCCACAACUACAACCGAUAUUUCGUCUCCAGCCUCUUCGAUUACGGACGAGGACGAUGAAGACGACGGCGGGACUGCAUAUGAGGACAGCAGUAUAGAUGACGAAUCGUAUUACAGCGAAGAAUCUAAUACAUUGUGCGCAUUAAAACCAAUGAAUAAAGCGAAACAUAGUCAAAAGAACAACAGUAGAUGUUGGAGCGGUAAUUUAAAUAUAAGACAUAAUCAAGAUAAUCAAAGAGAUUUUGAAGAAAGAGCCGCGGCGCAAAUGAUAGUUCUUUUGACAAAAAGAACAGUUACAGAGAACUUGCUUUCGAAAUCUUACAACAAGCAACAUAAUUAUAAAAUUAAGCAACCUAUUGGUGGAACAUAUAUGAAACUAGAAACUGAAUUUCGUGAACAAUUAGUUCAAUCCUGUAAAUAUAAAAAUCAUCUAAUAGGGAAAACUCGUAUGAAAUCAAAUAAAUCUUGAUUUGUAUAUGUACAAGAUUAAAUUAAUCUGAAAC
This is a messenger RNA of Camponotus floridanus (Florida carpenter ant), 2891 nucleotides long. RefSeq lists its product as uncharacterized. The transcript is spliced from 9 exons. The record is from RefSeq and is a predicted model, not a curated record. The coding region runs from base 257 to 2857 and encodes 866 amino acids. Lineage: Eukaryota; Metazoa; Arthropoda; Insecta; Hymenoptera; Formicidae.